Eruca vesicaria subsp. sativa (arugula) is the source of this 1420-nucleotide messenger RNA. Lineage: Eukaryota; Viridiplantae; Streptophyta; Magnoliopsida; Brassicales; Brassicaceae. The record is from the annotation of a GenBank genome assembly.
AUGAUGACAAUGGAAUGGCUGCCCCACGACGUGGUAGAGGCCGAAAUCUUGGGGAGACUUCCGGUGAGAUCUCUGAUGAGAUUCAAGUGUGUAUCGAAGCAAUGGAAAUCAACGAUCGAAUCAAGAAGCUUCCAAGAGAGGCAGUUGAAGCAUCAGCAGUCAGGAGGAGGAAGAGAUCCAGAUGUUCUCAUGGUGUCCGCAAGUGCUGACGAAUCUCUAAGAACACUGGUAUUGGGUUCAUCCUCAUCGGUCAAGAUCCCUACUCCUUGGGACAAGGAGAAAGCAACAACAUCCUACUUGGUGUCCAAUAACAGCUGUGACGGUCUCGUUUGUCUCUACCAUCCCUUCAAAUCAGGUUAUGUUGUCAACCCCGCCACAAGAUGGCAUCGUCCUCUCCCUCUAUGCCAACUUCAACAACUCAUGGUCACACAAGGAAAGGCUUACUUAGAGAAGGACCACGGAAUCUUUAAGCCUGGAUUCGGCAAAGACAUAAUAUCAUCUACUUACAAGCCUGUUUGGCUAUACAACUCUUCAGAAAUAGGCCUUGACAAUGCUACCACGUGCGAAGUUUUCGACUUUAGCACCAAUGCUUGGAGGUAUGUGACUCCCUCUGCUCCGUAUCGUGUUGUUGGGAUCGCCGAUUCCGUGUUUGUUGAUGGUUCACUUCAUUGGUUCACUGAUUGCGAGGAGGAGACCAAGAUUUUAGCUUUUGAUCUUCACACGGAAGCUUUUCAAGUCAUCUCUUGUAAAGCUCCCUUUCCCGCCAAUUCACAUCCUUACGCCAUCGUCUUGUGCAACCUCGACAAUUGUUUGUGCGUGUCACACAUGAAGUGGCCUGACCAAGUUAUAUGGUCCUUUAAUUCAGGCAACAAGACGUGGGAUAAACUUUACUCCAUCGAUCUGGUUAUGACUUCUAUGUUAUAUAAUUCCCCAAAACUAUGCGCCUUCCGUCCACUAGCACUUUUGAAUGCAAAGAAGAAGAAGAAGAAGAAGGAUAAUAAGAUGAUACUGAAGAAAGAUAAGAUGAUGAAGAAGCAGAAAAAGAAGAAGAAUUUGCUGUUUUACGACAGUAUGAGAAGUCGAUAUCUGAUGAUACAUGACCCCGAAACCGAUCCAGACGAUUUUACUUUCGAGGCUGAAUGCAUGGGAUUUCUUGUUUGUUAUUUCCAGACUUUAAUCUCUAUUUGAUUUGUCUUGAAUAAUGCCAUAAUAUGUGUAACCCUCCCUUUCUUUUCGAAUUGAUAUCUUAGAACUUGCCAGGUAUUUGCUUUCAAAAAUUUUCAUCUUUUAUGUUAUUGUAAUGUUUGAUGUUUUUUUGUUUAAAGACAGCUGCCAAAAAGUGUGUGUUGGAAUGUGUUUCUGAGAAGAAGAAUGAUGUAAAGACACGAUCAAUUCGGCAUUAUAUUUUAUCUUGUUUAAG